CCUGGCAUCACUUAGCAUUGACAGCGUGUUUGGUUGUGCCAUGGCCUCAAAAAAGCAUGUUAUAGUGGGUGCUUGGACUUUGGUCGGAGCUGCUGCUGGCACCAAAUUGUUUCUUGAUCAUGGGAAGUAUCAAAAACUACCUUGCGUUCAACUUGCACUUGAGGAGCUAGCUGCAAAGCGACAGUUCUUGGAACCACUAAAACUCGGCUUGUGGCCAAGACAGGGUCAUUUGGAUGCGAAUGCCGGCCUGAUGAGAGCUCGUUUUCAGGUGUGCGGUGCAGAUGGCGCAAUGGCACAUGUCUUGGUUGGUGCCAAGAGAGAGAAGCAACAUGAAGAUUUGGAAGGUCAAGAAGAUGAAGACCAAGACUGGAAGUAUUAUUGGUUGCGUCCAUGGGAGUUCAAGAAAGCACUCGUUGACAAGAUUCGAUCUAUCGGACGAGGAUCUCUCGGCUCAGCCUUGGAGGAUGACCCUUCACAGUGGAGACUUGAAACAUUGGUAGUUUUGCCUGAUGGUGGUAAAGAUUCUCAGGCUCUUCUCGGCAAUCCCCUCUCACUGCCUGAGUAUGAAGCCUUUUGCCUAAGGCGCGAUCAGAGUUCAAAAGAUGACCUGUCAAGGCGCAGAUUGCAUACAGCUUUGUGCAUCUCCUUCAUGGCAACCAUCCUAGCUGGUGGUGCUCGUUUGGUCCGAUCAGGUCAUGUUUGGCAAAGCCAUGGCUUUGUUCGAAAAGCUGUUUUGGAAGAUCGUAAAAUCAAAGCAGUUCUGGGUCCUUCGCACAUCGAAUCCUGCACUGGAACGUUCACCCCGACCUAUAUCAAUGCACAACUCAAGCUUGUUGGCAAUGCUGGCGCUGUGGCAGACGUGACCGUGGCAGCAAGUCGAGAUUCCUCACACCAAAGUUGGCACAUUGCCAGUGCACGAAUGAAUGUUGGCGGAGUGAUGUGCAAGCUAGACCUGGCCAGAUAGCA
This is a messenger RNA of Durusdinium trenchii, 966 nucleotides long. The record is from the annotation of a GenBank genome assembly. Lineage: Eukaryota; Dinophyceae; Suessiales; Symbiodiniaceae.